Messenger RNA from Aspergillus steynii IBT 23096, 842 nucleotides. RefSeq lists its product as uncharacterized. Bases 423 to 674 code for a protein of 83 amino acids. The record is from RefSeq and is a predicted model, not a curated record. Lineage: Eukaryota; Fungi; Ascomycota; Eurotiomycetes; Eurotiales; Aspergillaceae. The transcript has a single exon.
AUUCAAGCCGCCCUCCUUCUAACAGGGACCACAGGGUUCAGCAAGACAUCGCCAGUGCUUCAAACCUCCGUUCAAGCUCUCGUCGUUACGCUGGCGCGCCGUCACCACCUCAAUCCGAGUGUUCCCGUACUACAUCCUCCACCCGUCGUGGUUCUGUUCCUGUAGAGCAGCCCUAUUACGGCUCGGGAGCGCAAGCUUACUAUGCAUCAUUUGGACAGGGGGAUCAGUAUACCUCUCCUGAAUCGCGACCUGGUCGGCCUCGUUCCGUGCAGUCCCACCGUACUGUCACCUCCAACUCGCAGUACAGUCGUGCCUCGUCUAGAUCUGCUUCCCAAAGCCGUCGCCCUUUGUCUAGUAUGGCUGAUAAUAUGUCUGCAUAUGGGUCAAGCAUCCGUCGCCCUUCAUCUUCCGUGGGUGACAACAUGUCUUCAUAUGUGGGGAGCAGUCGUCCCGGUUCGUCUAGUAUGGGUGAUAAUGCGUCUGCGUAUGGGUCGAGCAGCCGUCGUAGCUCAGUCUCGCGCGCUGACGUCUCCACUUCCUCUCGUCGACGGACUGAUCGUCGGUACCCUCCCACUUCCCAGCAUGCUGCGUUCAACAUCCCAGACGACAGGUACGUUUAUUACUCGAGCACAACUACGAGCGGAGGUCAUCAUACUCCGGCGUCGCGUCGUUAGGGAGCAGCCUUAGACAGUGAAGUGGCUCUAGAAAUCCUUCAGAAAGUGAACAGUAUUUCAGAUAUGAGCAAUUGUUUUGACUGAAAUACUCAAGAUUGAUCUUUUCUUUACUGGUCGGGUUCAAUUUGCUGCCUGAAGUGCAUUUACUCGCCAGGUGAUAGUUUCGUG